This is a messenger RNA of Anopheles marshallii, 405 nucleotides long. RefSeq names its product 60S ribosomal protein L32 (gene RpL32). Gene Ontology annotation, molecular function: structural constituent of ribosome. NCBI's taxonomy places the organism in Eukaryota, Metazoa, Arthropoda, Insecta, Diptera, Culicidae. The record is from RefSeq and is a predicted model, not a curated record. Gene Ontology annotation, cellular component: cytosolic large ribosomal subunit; ribosome. The transcript has 2 exons. Gene Ontology annotation, biological process: translation. The coding region runs from base 1 to 405 and encodes 134 amino acids.
AUGGCCGUACGACCAGCGUAUAAACCGAAAAUUGUCAAGAAGCGGACGAAGAAGUUUAUCCGCCACCAAUCGGAUCGCUAUGUGAAACUUGCGCCUAACUGGCGUCGGCCGAAAGGUAUUGACAAUCGAGUACGCCGUCGCUUCAAGGGACAGUACCUGAUGCCCAACAUUGGUUACGGUUCGAAGAAGAGCACCCGCCAUAUGCUGCCGACCGGAUUCAAGAAGUUCCUGGUCCACAACGUCCGCGAGCUGGAGGUGCUGAUGAUGCAGAACCGCGUGUACUGUGCCGAGAUUGCGCACGCCGUGUCGUCCAAGAAGCGUAAGGCAAUCGUCGAGCGCGCUAAGCAGCUGGCUAUUGCCGUGACGAACCCGAACGCCAGACUGCGUGCCCAGGAGAUGGAGUAA